AUGUGUAACAGUGUUGAUGGCAAUUGUAAUGGUUGUAUUCCUGGUAAACAGGGAAUGUUUUGUGAUCAUGACUGUGACACAACAUAUUACGGCAAUAAUUGUACAAAAAGGUGCAGCAAUAACUGUAGAGACCAGAUUUGUAACAAUUUUGAUGGUACAUGUAACAGCUGUGUUACUGGAAAACAGGGUAACGCUUGUAACGAGGAAAAGCAUGUUGAUAAUUUAUUGGGACCUGGAAUUGGAAUCGGUAUUGGAAUCAUGUGCGUUGUCAACAUUAUCAUCAUUGCUGUUAUUUGUCUAGCUCGAAGGACAAACGUGACCAACGGCUCAACAAGCACUGUAAACGAGAACCUGUAUGAUCUAGAAGAGAGAUCACCCCAGCAUUAUGUUAACUCACUAAAUGAAAGCAGAAGAGAGAAUAUCAAUGAUUCAUCAGAAAGACAGCCUGAAGGAAACAACAAUGAUACAGUUAAUGCCUCGAAUAUUUACAACACAUUAAACGAUCAAUACUAUGAUGAUCCAAAAUAUGUUACUCUUGUAUCUAAAUGA
Physella acuta is the source of this 549-nucleotide messenger RNA. RefSeq lists its product as uncharacterized. NCBI's taxonomy places the organism in Eukaryota, Metazoa, Mollusca, Gastropoda, Physidae. The record is from RefSeq and is a predicted model, not a curated record.